This is a messenger RNA of Trichobilharzia regenti, 3093 nucleotides long. The record is from the annotation of a GenBank genome assembly. NCBI's taxonomy places the organism in Eukaryota, Metazoa, Platyhelminthes, Trematoda, Strigeidida, Schistosomatidae.
AUGACUGAGAUUCGUGUUGAACUGAGUAGAAAUGCAGAGAGGUAUAGCUGGAUGGAGAAAUAUUCUACUAUACCUGCUUAUUAUUCAAUAAAGACACUCGGUAAUAUGCUUGCUUCCCGCGCCUUGAAGGUGCUCAAACUACAACAUGUUGCUCGGAAAUCCCUGUAUACCUCAGUAAUACGUUGCCAGAAUCCCACUUCAAAGGAGCCGUUUUUAAAUGGGACUUCAUCCAAUUACAUUGAGGACAUAUAUGAAGCUUGGUUACAGAAUCCUGAUAGUGUUCAUAAGAUGUGUGGCUUCUGGAGCUGCCCCGGAGAAGCUUACGUCAAACCACCUACACUGGGUAAAGAGGAUCUGAAAUUAGCCCAUUUGUCUUCAUCUCAAGUAGCUGGGCAGGCAACGAGUCUAAGUUUGAAAUCCAUCGAGGAUCACCUUUCGGUUCAGGCUAUAAUCCGAUCUUAUCAAGUGCGCGGUCAUCUUGCGGCGGAUUUAGAUCCACUAGGUAUUACUUCACCAGAACCCGGCGUAGCCAGAUAUAUUGUCUACCAAAGGUUCCUAGGUGAAAGACGAGAGCCUGACUUGGAUAAGACAUUUAGACUGCCACCUACCACCCACAUUGGAGGCGAUAAACAAGAACUUACUCUGCGUGAAAUAAUCAGACGUUUAGAGGAUGUUUACUGCAAGCACAUUGGUAUUGAGUAUAUGUUUAUCAACAGCUUGAACAAAUGUGAUUGGAUAAGACGAAAAUUUGAAACACCUGGUUCGCUGAGCUUUACUCCAGAAGAGAAACGCUUGUUACUAGCCCGUCUUAUUCGCUCAACAAGGUUCGAGUCGUUUUUAGCGAAAAAAUGGAGUUCGGAAAAACGUUUUGGACUUGAAGGAUGUGAAGUAUUAAUUCCAGCGAUGAAAGCUGUUAUCGACUCUUCAUCUGCCCUUGGUGUUGAAAGUUUCGUUAUUGGGAUACCUCAUCGUGGAAGAUUGAACGUUCUGGCUAAUGUUUGUCGCAAGCCCUUGGACGACAUAUUUUGUCAAUUUGAUUCUAAAUUAGAAGCGUGUGAUGAAGGCAGUGGUGAUGUAAAGUAUCAUCUUGGCAUGAGCCAUCAACGUUUGAAUCAUAUGACCGGUAAAAUGAUUAACCUUGCAGUAUGUGCAAAUCCAAGUCACUUGGAAGCAGUUUGUCCUGUUGCUCAGGGUAAAACUAAAGCUGAACAAUUUUAUCGAGGUGAUACGGAUGGGAAGAAAGUUAUGUCCAUCUUAAUACAUGGUGAUGCCGCAUUCAGUGGUCAAGGUGUUGUUUAUGAAACCUUCCAUCUAAGUGAUCUGCCUUCUUAUACUACCAAGGGUUCGAUCCACAUAGUUGUGAAUAAUCAGAUCGGCUUUACUACUGAUCCUCGUAUGGCUCGUUCUUCACCGUAUUGUACUGAUGUGGCACGCGUUACAAAUUCACUCAUUCUUCAUGCUAAUGCUGAUGAUCCAGAAUCAGUUAUGCAUGUUGCACGGGUUGCAGCAGAGUGGCGUUCUGAGUUUGGUAAAGAUGUUGUAAUUGAUCUAGUUUGUUAUCGUCGUUCUGGUCAUAAUGAAAUGGAUGAACCGAUGUUUACUCAACCACUCAUGUACAAGCGUAUUCGUGAACAACCCACUGUAUUGGAACAGUAUAGUAAGAAACUCAUCAGUGAAGGAAUUGUCACUGAACAAGAGUACAAGGACGAAGUAGCUAAGUACGAUCAGAUAUGUGAAGAUGCAUACGAAUUAGCCAAAAAACAAACGGUUACGUAUAAUCGAGCUUGGAUUGAUUCUCCAUGGCACAACUUCUUUGAAAAUAAAGAUCCAAUGUCAUUACCGGAUACGGGAGUAGAAAGCGAUGUCUUAGAACAUAUCGGUCGUGCAAUUAGCGAAUCUCCUGAAGGCAUGGUAAUUCAUUCUGGUUUAAAACGGACACUCAAGGAACGCAAAGAUUUACUUGAACAAAAGAUGGCCAAUUGGGCUUUGGGUGAACUUUUUGCUUAUGGAUCACUGUUAAAGGAAGGUUUUCAUGUCAGACUAUCCGGUCAAGAUGUUGAACGUGGAACAUUUUCACAUCGGCAUUGUGUCUUACACGAUCAGGAGGUGGAUAAAAAAACAUAUGUUCCACUAAAUCAUCUGUAUCCUUCCCAAGCACCAUUUACUGUGUGCAAUUCCAGUUUAUCUGAAUAUGCGGUUAUGGGUUUCGAAUUGGGUUACUCGCUUACUAACCCCAACUCUCUUGUUUUGUGGGAAGCCCAAUUUGGCGAUUUCAAUAACACUGCUCAAUGUAUUAUCGACCAAUUUAUUUCGUCUGGACAACAAAAGUGGGUACGUCAGUCAGGGAUCGUUCUCUUGCUUCCACAUGGCUAUGAAGGUAUGGGUCCUGAACAUUCUAGUGCACGUAUUGAACGAUUCCUCCUGAUGUCUAAUGAUGAUGAAAAUCAUGUACCUGUUUAUAGUGACAGCUUCACUAUGCAACAAUUGCAUGAAACAAAUUGGAUCAUUGCAAACUGUACUACGCCAGCGAAUUUCUUCCAUAUUUUACGACGUCAAAUUCUACUGCCUUUCCGCAAACCUUUGAUAGUCUUCACUCCGAAGUCACUGUUACGUCAUCCAGAAGCAAAAUCACCAUUUAGCGAUAUGCUCCCAGGCUCAGAGUUUAAACGCUACAUCCCUGAUAGUGGUCCAGCCUCUCAAAAACCGGAGGGUGUUAAAAAACUAAUCAUUUGCAGUGGCAAAAUCUACUAUGAGUUAGAUAAAGAGCGCAGGUCCAUUAAUCGAGAGUCAGAAAUAGCUAUCAGCAGAAUUGAACAACUGACACCAUUCCCGUAUGAUUUGAUUCAGCAAGAUUUGGAACGUUAUCCAGAUGCUGCUGUACAGUGGGUGCAGGAGGAGCAUAAAAAUAUGGGAGCAUGGACUUAUGUACAACCGAGAGUAAAUCAUCUCAUAUACAGGACUAUGCCGAAUCGUCAUCAUAAUCGUAUUUUGUAUGCUGGUCGACAACCUAGUGCUGCAGCUGCUGCUGGAAAUAAAGCUAUGCAUCUGAUGGAAAUCUCUCACUAUCUGAAAAAUGCUCUGUCAUUAACCUAA